AUGUCUUUCCUAUGGAUGGGCGAAUCACACCGUGGAACGGCGGCAAACAUCGCCGAAUACCAAGAUGGAAAUUUUCGGGUUCAUUCGCAUUCAUAUAUUCAACCAAGUGCGGUUAUUAUACCGUACUUGGAGCUAGCUGGUUUUGCGAAUGUGGCAAAAAUUACAAGUCUAAAAGUAGACUCUAAACUCAUUGUGGCAUUAUUAGAGAGAUGGAGACCGGAGACACAUACAUUUCAUUUACCAACCGGUGAAUGUACCAUCACAUUAGAGGAUGUGAGCAUGUUAUUCGGUCUCCGAAUCCAUGGAAAAGCUGUCAAUGGGCCAACAAACGUAACAAAUGACGUUUACAUGGAAUAUUUGGGAAUCCAACCAACCGCCUCGGAUAAAAAUGGGGCUUCUAUCAAAAUUGUUUGGCUAGAAGCAGUAUUAACGCAACUAAAAAAUAACCCUAACCCGUCCGAGGCAGAAAAUAUUUUACAUGCAAAAAUUUAUAUUUUACUUUUAAUUGCUACUUUUUUAAUGCCAGAUAAAAGUCACAAUUUGUUGCAUUCUUCUUGGUUACCUUUAGUAGGAGACCUUGAAAAAUGUAAUUCAUACAGUUGGGGUUCUGCUUGUUUGGCUACAUUAUAUAGACAUAUGUGCAAGGCGGCCCAUAGAGGAGUAAAGAGCAUAGGAGGAUGUGUGGUAUUACUAUCUGUAUGGGCAUUCACACGCAUACCCUUGAUAGCCCCAGUUAGUAACGAGGUUCCAUCAUUUCCUUAUGCAUUAAGAUGGUGCAAACGAGGUAUGAAUUAUCGAACUAAUCCUCGACAUCAUUUACAAGGGUACCGUGUUGCAAUAGAACACAUGGAAGAAAAAGAUUUUAUUUGGAGGCCGUACAUACAAUAUCCAGUGCCUGAUUAUAAUGACAGCCGAGUCUGGAGUGCAACAACAUACAUCAUAUGUUUCUAUACCGUUGAGAUGCAUCAGACGGAUCGAGUCAAACUCCAAUUUGGAUUUGAACAACAAAUACCGUCUCCGCCAAGAUGUCUAAGUGAACACCAUAACAUGACUAUGGUCAAAGCUUGGGACACGCAUUGGCAAGAUUUAAAUAAAGAAGAGCUGAAAGAAUGGAAAAGAAGAAGGCAUUUGGUGUUACAAGGAAACUCGGUCAAUGGUGAUCAUGAAGAAGCUAUUGAGAAAGAGAUAGAUGAGGAGUCAAAAGAAGACAAAGAAGAAAAGAAAGUGGAAGAGUGUCAAGAGGUAGAAGACUCAGACAAAAGUGAAAAUAAGGAAGAGAAUGUGGAACAAUUUGAUGAAGAGGAAGGGGAGCAAGAAGAAACAUCAGAAGAAGCUAGUGAGGAAGAAGUGAAGGUUGCGAAUGAGGCUAUAACUGUGUAG
Molecule: messenger RNA, 1380 nt
Organism: Lathyrus oleraceus (garden pea)
Lineage: Eukaryota; Viridiplantae; Streptophyta; Magnoliopsida; Fabales; Fabaceae
Product: serine/threonine-protein phosphatase 7 long form homolog
Exons: 5
Coding region: 1-1380 (459 amino acids)
Biological process (GO): meristem development; meristem maintenance
Source: RefSeq, a predicted model, not a curated record